AUGCCUCCGAUGCACAUGAUGAAGGUGUCUGUGCAGCAGCGUGGUGUGCUUGCGAGUUGCACUCACCUCCCAGCAGCCUGCUGUCUUCACAUGGGCUGCAAACGGCCGCUUGGGGCCAUCACAGGUAUAUAUGCUCUAGGCAUGCGAUGUUCGCUUGCCUUCGUGCCUUCCACGGCACCUCACGCCUUGAGGCUCGCCAGCAAUGGAUUGCACCGCGCGCGUGGUGCGGUUGUUCCAACAUCAACACGUCGUUCUCUGGGGUCAGCGAAGACCACGACUAGCAUGGACACCGCCAACGUAGAGCGGAAGAAGGUAGUCUUUCUCGGCACGCCAGAAAUCGCGGCUUCGUCUCUGGGACUUCUCCUGGAGGCUUCUAGACAGGGCAAAGGCGGUGGGUUUGACGUGGUUCGGGCGGUGUCCAAUCCCCCGGCGCGCACAGGGCGCAAGAAGGUUCUGCAGCCGUCCGCCGUUCAGGCUCUCGCCGACAGCGAAGGCAUCACGGUCAUGACACCGGGAACCGCCCGCGACGAAGAGUUCUUGGCCGGGCUGGAGGAGCUGCAGCCGGAUCUGUGCAUCACAGCAGCCUACGGACAGUUUCUGCCGCGAAGGUUUCUGGACAUCCCCAAGUUUGGCACCCUGAACGUGCACCCCUCGCUGCUGCCGCUGUAUCGGGGAGCGUCGCCGGUCCAGCGGUGCCUGGAGGCCGGUGAUACCGAGACCGGGGUGACGGUAGCGUUUACGGUGCUAAAGAUGGACGCGGGCCCUGUCGUCAGGCAAACGGUGCGCGAGCUGGAUGGCUCCGAGAAGGCACCCGAGCUGCUGCAAGAGCUGUUCUUGGAGGGCACGAAGCAGCUAAUCGAGUGCCUGCCUGGGGUGUGGGACAACACAGUCGAGAAAUCCCCGCAAGACGACGCUGCGGCAGUGAAAGCCGCCAAGAUUUCUGUCGACGAAGCGCGCUGCUGCUUCAAGACUACUAGCGCCACAACAAUUCACAACAAGGUUAGGGCGUUCGCGGGCUGGCCGGGCACAUGGGCCAUGUUCUCCUGGGGUAAGGAAGGCACGGACUCCGAAGCGCGAAAGGUGAAGCUCAUCACCACAGCGGUUGCGGAUCCAGCGGCGGCCGGCGAUGAUGCAGAUGGUGGAACCAUCGAGGAAACCGCAGUCGCCGAGCGACAAGUGGUGAUGAAGGGCGACGCGCUAGAGUUGACGUGUUCGGACGGUAGCGUCUUGAGAGUGCUGGAGCUGCAGCCGUUGAAUAAGAAGGUCAUGAGCGCGAAGGCGUUUGCGAAUGGUCUUAGGGGAGACGAGAUGAGAUGGGUUGAGCUAGAACCCUUGGCAGAUGCGGUUCCAGCAUGA
Messenger RNA from Ectocarpus siliculosus, 1356 nucleotides. Lineage: Eukaryota; Phaeophyceae; Ectocarpales; Ectocarpaceae. The record is from the annotation of a GenBank genome assembly.